AUGCCUAGACGAGCAGACUCGAGCCUCCAUUUCGAAGAAGCUGCUAGCCAUCCUAUCCUUGACGGCGAUAUUGAAAGCAUUGGGAACGCCUUCAGAGAAGUACAGCAUUUCCAUCAAGGCCUUCACCAGCGCCAUAUCCAAAUGAUUGCAUUAGCUGGAACAAUUGGAACCGGUUUGUUUCUCAGCUCCGGCCAAGCAAUUGCGACUUCAGGUCCUUUAGGUGCCUUCCUUGGGUAUAUGGUUACUGGCAUCGCUGUUUCCAGUGUUGUCUUUGCUGUGGGAGAGAUGGGUUCCCUAGUGCCCCUUAGUGGAGGUGUUGUUCGAUAUGCAGAAUAUUUUUUCGACCCUGCAAUGUCCUUUGCUGAUGGGUGGAACCAGACAUACUCAUAUUUGGUAUCCGUUCCUACAGAAAUUGUUGCUGCUGCGGUGUUGGUUGAAUUCUGGAGUACAAUUAAUAAUGCAAUAUGGGUUACUACAUUUGGACUGCUAAUGCUUAUUACUCCACUGGUGUUUAUCAGAAUCUAUGGAGAGAUCGAAUAUUUCUUCUCCAUGCUGAAGAUAGCACUAAUUAUUGGGCUAAAUAUCAUGGCUCUUGUGGUUACCUGCGGUGGAGGACCGAAUGGUGAAUCCAUUGGAUUCAGAUACUGGAGAAACCCAGGGCCAUUUGUCCAACAUUUAGGUAUCCAUGGUUCUUUGGGUCAAUUUCUUGGUUGCUGGACAUCUUUCUCCAACGCAGUCUAUGCAUACUCAGGGAUUCAGAAUGUCACAGCUGCUGCAGCUGAGACAAGGGCACCAAGACAUUCAAUUCCACGGGCUACAAAACGCAUUUUUGUCAGAAUCUUUGGUUUCUACGUCUUGUCAAUUUUCAUGGUUGGUUUGAUCAUCCCAUCAAACGACCCAAAUCUUCUUCAAGGGAUUGCCACUCAUCCCACAGCUUCUCAAUCACCAUUUGUUAUUGCUGCCCAGCGUGCUGGGAUCGCAGCUAUACCGUCGAUUAUUAACGCUGUCAUAAUUACUUCGGCUUGGUCUGCAGGUAAUUCGGAAAUACUUUUUGGCUCCCGGAUUCUCUUUGGCAUGGCAGCUCAUGGACAUGCUCCCGCAGUCUUCAAACGGUUAAACCGCUUUGGUGUUCCUUAUGUUUCCGUUAUUCUUUUCGGAAUUUUUAUGAUCUUGGGGUAUAUGUCGCUCGACGAGUCAUCCAGUACAGUUUUUAGGUGGCUGCAAAAUAUUGUAGCUGUCUCUACCUUAGUGGAUUGGGGUAUCAUCUGCAUUGUAUACCUCCGAUUUUACUAUGGGUGCAAGAAACAAGGGAUCAACCGAUAUAAGGAUCUUCCUUGGGCGGCCCCUUUUCAGCCCUACUCCACCUGGGCAUCGCUUACGUUGUUCGUCCUUUUACUAUUUACUGGUGGGUACAGUACAUUUGUACACGGCCACUGGAGCACUGAGACUUUCAUGUCGUCCUACAUCAAUAUUCCGAUAAUUCUGGUGCUAUACUUUGGCUACAAAUUCUGGAAGAAGACUAGUAUCCGUCCUUUGGAGACUAUUCCGAUUUCUGGUUUUGUUCAGUUUUAUCUCUGCCAGGAACACCCCGAGCCCGAGCCCGAGCCUACAAAGGGUCUCAAAAAGUUCAACGUUUUGUGGUCAUAG
Molecule: messenger RNA, 1647 nt
Organism: Penicillium canescens
Lineage: Eukaryota; Fungi; Ascomycota; Eurotiomycetes; Eurotiales; Aspergillaceae
Exons: 1
Coding region: 1-1647 (548 amino acids)
Biological process (GO): amino acid transmembrane transport
Cellular component (GO): membrane
Molecular function (GO): amino acid transmembrane transporter activity
Source: RefSeq, a predicted model, not a curated record